AGAUAUUUUGGCAAAUCCUCGGGUUUUACUCGGUUUACCCUGAGCUGCAGGAACUUCUAUAUGGGAGUCUCCACAGGGAGUGGCUCCAACAGUAUCACCAAAUCCAAAAUACAAAACAAUACUGUUAAAACGUUGAUAAUUUCCUAUUCUGCAGCUGCGUCUUCUAAAUAAUUAAUUUGCACUGGGUGCUUGUCAUUUCACAUUGUCCACUAGGGACUGUAACAUAUUAGGGUAUGGUAUAUCAGGUUGCCUUGGCAAAAGCCUGUAAUCACUUUUUAAUUUUUUUUUUUGGAAAUUUAAAUAAUGGUUUUAAAGUGUCAGCUUAAUAUCAUCAUAGCAAGCUUAUUUGCUUAAGAUUUUCCUGGGGUCCAGUUUCUAAUGAUUAGCCCUGCACAGUUCCUGCAUAAUGUGGUUGGUUAUUGUCUGCUUUCAUUCAUGGCAUUUUGCCUUGGGCAAGUUCUAGUUCCUGUCUUGCAUGCAAAAGUUAAAUUAUAUGAUAGAGUAGUUGUUUCCUGUGCACUGUCUCACAGCUCUUAAUUUUCAGAUGACACUUUUCAGAUUUUUUUUCAGUUAUGAUGUACAGAACUCCCACUAUCCAGGUCUCAUCAUGCAUGAAGUACCAGUAUUGUUACACGAUUUACUUUUUAACUUGUGUUGCAAAUGCACAUUAUUAUUUGUUAAUUUACAAUGAUUUUGUGUUAUGUGUGUGCGCCACAUGUACUGUGUUGUGCAUGUCUGUCCGGAGGAACUUUGUUUCAUUUGGCUCCUGGGUUCAAUUCUCACUGUUGCCUGAAAGGAGUGUGUAUAUUCUACUCAUGACUGCGUGGGUUUCCUCUGGGUGCUUUGGUUUCCUCCCACAGUCGAAAGAUGUACUGGUUGGUCGGUUAUUUGGUCAUUAGCGUCAGCAUCAAUAAGGCUAUUAACGCACAGGAAGUUGCUGUGAAGGAAAAACAUGCCAGAACAUGCAUUCUGGGUACACAUCAUGAAAAGGGUGCUCACACCUUCUGGUCAGUCGUGAAUCGGUUGCCACUGUCCAGCAAUGCGGUCCUUUGUUGGAAAUUUUGUCACGUAUUUCACAAGCUGCUAAGAGAUGGACAUCCAAGUGUCCUUCAGGACUCCAUACGAUACAAGAAUGAGCUGAGUGACAUGAGCAGAAUGUGGGGCCAUUUAAGUGAAGGUUAUGGGAGACUGAGCUGCAUCUACCUCAAACUACUAAUAACAAAGAUGGAAUUCCACAGUAAGAAUCCCAGAUUUCCAGGUAAUCUUCAGAUGACAGACAGACAACUGGAGGAAACAGGAGAAAAUGAUGUAAAUAAUUUUUUUCAGUUGACGGUGGAAAUGUUCGAUUAUCUGGAGUGCGAGCUCAAUCUUUUUCAGGCAGUCUUUAGUUCUCUGGACAUGUCAAGAUCGGUGUCUGUAACAGCAGCUGGCCAGUGUCGAUUGGCACCUCUAAUUCAGGUUAUUCUUGACAGCAGUCACCUCUACGAUUAUACAGUUAAACUUCUCUUCAAGUUACAUUCUUGUCUUCCCGCUGACACAUUGCAAGGUCAUAGAGAUCGGUUUCAUGAACAGUUUAAAAAACUGAAAGAGUUAUUUUAUAGAUCCAGCAACUUACAGUAUUUCAAGCGACUGAUUCAGAUUCCACAGCUUCCGGAGAAUCCUCCAAACUUCCUGCGAGCCUCCGCUCUGUCUGAACACGUCAGCCCUGUUGUGGUCAUCCCUGUCGAGUCGGCCUCCCCUGACAGUGAGCCAGUUGUGGAAACGGAGGAUUUGGUGGAGAUGGAUCCAUCAUCCCAACAGAGUUUAUUUGAUAAUAAAUUUGAUGACCUCUUUGGAAGUACUGGGCCCACUGACCCUUUCAAUUUUAAUAGUCAGAAUGGAAUGUCUAAGGAUGAAAGGGAUAAGUUGAUUGAACAACUCUACAAGGAAAUUGCAGCUCUGAAGGAUGAGUUGGCGAAUUUCAAAGCAGAGAGCAAGCGCCUGAUCUCUCAGCUGAGGGGCCGGAUCAGUGAGCUGGAGGCUGAGCUCGCUGAGCAACGGCACCUGAAGCAGCAGGCUUUGGAUGAGAACGAGUUUGUGAAGGCGGAACUUGAGGAGGUGAAGAAGAAGCAAGAUGACACGGAGAAAGCUCAGAAGAGCCUGACGGAGAUUGAACGUAAAGCUCAAGCCAAUGAACAAAGAUACACAAAAUUGAAAGAAAAGUACACCGAACUGGUUCAGAACCAUGCAGAUUUGCUCCGAAAGAACGCAGAGGUCAUGAAGCAAAUGACUUCGUUUCGUCAGACGCAGGAAGACAUGGAACAGGUGAAGAAGGAGCUGGAGGAAACCGUGCAGCAGUUGAAAGACGAUAUGCAGCAGAAAGAGCAGGAACAGACUCACAAGUUUGAAACUCUACAGGAGGAGCUGCAGUCCAGGAAAGAAGAGGUAGUGUCCUUGAAAAGCUCACAGGAAGACUCUAAACAGGCAAGCAGUGUGAUGGCAUCGACCAUUGAGUCCCUGACUUCAGAAAAGGUGGCACUAAGCCAGGCUGUGGAUGAGAAGGAGAGCGCGUUAACUGUGCUGCGGAAUGAGUUGGAGCAGGUGAAGGAAGCCCUGUCAGCAGAGAAGGACAACACUAGUCGAACGGUUGAGGGGUUGCAGAAUCAGCUGAAUGAAAAGGAGAGCCACGAGCAAGCUCUAGAGAAGCAGCUGCUUGAUGAGCAGUUUGCUCUUCUGCGCUCUGCAGUCGAGGAAGCGGAGGGCAUCAUUCACGACGCACUUAACAGGUUGGAGGACCCCCUUCACGUUGGCUGCACCAGUUCUGCAGAUUAUCUCAUCACGAGAGCUCAGGUUACGCUGGAUUCCCUAAACAGACUACAGAAUGGACACACAAAGUACCUAGCUGACAAAUCAGAUGCUAGCAGCCUGCUGCAGUCAGUGACCCUCUUUACCCAUCUGAUGAGUGACACCAUUGUUCAGGGAAGUGCCACUUCCCACAUGGUUCCAAUGGAGCAGGCGGAUAACCUGUUGGAAGCAUGUAAACAGUGCGGCAGCAACGUACUCUCCUACUUCUCCAAUUUCAAGGACUCUACAACACUGAGCGCUGCAGAUUGCACUCAAGUGAGAGACAGUCUGAACCAGAUACACACCAUUGCAGAGGAACUAAGGCCAAAAGGACGAGACAUCAAACAGAAAGAACUAGGUGAUCUUGUGGAACAAGAGAUGUCUGCUACGUCUGCCGCCGUUGAGGCAGCAACCAAAAGGAUAGAGGAAAUGCUGAGCAAGUCAAGAGCAGGAGACACUGGUGUAAAGCUGGAGGUGAAUGAGAGGAUCCUUGAAUCUUGCACUGACUUGAUGCAUGCUGUCAAAAUGUUGGUUCUGACGUCGAAGGAUCUACAGAGGGACAUAGUGGAGAGUGGAAGGGGGGCAGCGUCCCAGAAAGAGUUCUAUGCCAAGAACUCCAGGUGGACCGAAGGACUCAUUUCUGCAUCAAAGGCUGUUGGCUGGGGAGCGACUGUGUUGGUGGAUGCUGCAGAUAUGGUUGUCCAGGGAAAGGGGAAGUUUGAGGAAUUAAUGGUGUGUUCCCAUGAGAUUGCAGCUAGUACAGCACAGCUGGUUGCUGCCUCCAAGGUGAAAGCGGAUAAAGACAACAGUAAUCUCGGAAGGCUGCGGGAGGCAUCCAAGGGAGUUAACGAGGCCACGGCCAAGGUGGUGGCUUCCACCAAAUCAGGGAAGUUCCAGAUUGAGGAGAAAGACACAAUGGAUUUCUCCAGCAUGACACUGACACAAAUCAAGCGACAGGAAAUGGACUCGCAGGUUCGUGUUUUAGAACUGGAAAGUCAACUACAGAAAGAGAGGGAGCGCCUCGGAGGACUGCGUAAAAAGCAUUACGAGCUGGCGGGAGUCGCUGAGGGCUGGGAUGAAGAUACCAAAUAGGUGCAGAAUGAAGAAUAAGAAGUGGAGAUUGCGAAGAUUGUGGCGAUUGUAUCCUCCAAUCAAAGACUGAAUGAACAUUGAACCUCUAGACACAAAACCUGUUCUAUUCUCUCCAUCUUCGAGAGGAUACAUGCAGUAACCGCGAGCCUUGACCAGAGUGGUCCUACACAUCUGUAUCAGUGUUUUCCAAUUGUAUUCCAGGAUUCUGUCACUAUUGACACGAUGCUGUUAUUUCCUUUAUUUAUUAUAUGUAUAUUUUUACCUUUUGUUUUUGCACACCAGUGGUAAGUAUUAUGCUAAUCUUUGCAUUACCAGUACCUGCGGCAAAUCUUAGUUUAACUAUUUAUACUACCCCCCCCCCCCCCGCCCACCUUUGCCGGCACAUAUCACUAACCUGUCAGCAAACCAUGACAAGUUUUGCAAUGUUUCAACUGGCUUGCUUUUUCCCUCUCUUCAAAGUUGAGGUGACUGGCGAGUGAAAGUUUACUGUGUGGUCAGGGCACACAGACCAGAAGAUGCCAGGUUUGUCUUUUAAUCCAUUGGUUAAUCCAGCCCGAGGUAGCAAUCAGGACCACUUCAAAUCCAUCACGUUAGAGAGUGAAAUGAGUUGCCGUUGUUCUUAUUAGUAAUUCAUUAAUGGAUAGGAAGUGUGUGAUGCUCUCCUUCAUGUCCAGGCUGACUGAAGGAAGUGCUCUUGGAUUUGUGUUCCUGGAGGAUAGACAGCACAGUCUAAAACUGUGGCACUCCACCAGUAGUCUCAAGAAAAGUAGCAAGAGAGUAAAUUAUUUGAUUGUCUUUCCUGUACAAAGGACAUGGGUCCCCAGCAGAUGCCCACUGUGAUUGGUUUCAUCCCAACUUCACAGGUUUUUUUUAUUAUUUGGGCAUUGUAGGAGAGGCUACCAUCUGUAAUUGUCCUCGAGAAAGUGAAAAGGAUCUGAUUUCCUUAACUGGAAGUAUUCCCACAAAGCUCAAAAGUUCAAAGUAAAAUUUAUUAUCAGAGUACAUACAACCCUGAAGUCCUUUCUCUUGCUUAAUAAAUACUCAAUAAAUCUAUAGAACAGUAACCGUAAACAGGAUCAAUGAAAGAGCAAGAGCAUAAGAGACAACAAUCUGUGCAAAUGCAAAUUUAAAUUAAUAGCAAUAAAUAAACGAGAGCAUGAAAUAACAAGAUAGAGUCUUAAAUUGAAGUUAUUGGUUGUGGGAACAUCUCAAUGGAUAAGUGUAGUUAUCCCCUUUUGUUCAAGACCCUAAUGGAUGAAGGGUAGUAACUGUUUCUGAACCUGUGGUGCUAGUCCUGAGGCACCUGUACCUUCUACCUGAAGGCAACAGCAAGAGCAGAGCAUGCCCUGGAUCAUAGUACUUGUGGACAGCUCGACAGCUAUUUGGUGGAGAAUCCCAGAGUAUUGAUCCAGUGGUGAAGAAAUGCAAGUAUUAUCUGAAUGAUGUGUAACUUUCAGGGAACUUGCAUGUGGUGAGGUUCCCUUGUCUUUAUUUCCUUUGCCAUUAUGGUAUGCUCCCUAUUUUGUCAUCUUGUGGUAUAGCAUUUUACAACAUGAUGCAGUUUCGACAUUGCUUGAGUUUAUACUCCAUUUAUUCAAUUGUACUCUAUCGAAAUGCUGAUAGAGACACAAAAUGCUGGAAUCUGCAUCUGAUGCUGGUUGACACAGAGUUCUUCCAGUAGUCCGUUUGCUCUCCAUCAAAGUACUCUUAUUUUCUGCCCCUUAUACUUAACUAGCUUUCCAUUGUAGUAUCAUUUCCCUUCUUUAGCCUAUACAUCUCACAGUUCCCCACCUUCCCUGUCCCCUUCUGCUUCAUGUAUGAUAGUGGUAGUGAACAUCUCAGGGGAUCAAGGUAUCAUUUUGUCUCGUUAUGUGUGAAGGAGCAGCAUAGACCUGUGGUAAAAUUCCCAUUUUAACUCAAGGAAGAGAGGAGAAAGCCAAGUUUUUAUAUUAGUUUACAGUUCAGCAACUGCAACUCUAUUAUGUAACAUCACUUUUGUAAAACGGUGCUGGCAAAGGUGGUUCAUUGGUUAAGAGCAGAGAGAGAGAAACACUUGGAUUUGUAACUACUUGAGAAACAGUAUGAUUUUAGCAAUUUAUUUAAUAUGAUUUAAGGUUACCUUUGACAAAUCUGCUAAUGUAUCUCAAAGAAUGUUAAUUAUUACUUUCCCUGAAAAUGUUGGACCUUCUAAUCCUCUUCAUAGCUUAAUUUAUAAACAUUUUUUAGCAGGAAAGUUUGACUUAUCUUUAGCAGUUGAGCACUGGUUGUGAAUCUCCAGCCACGAUGAUCCAUGGAUGAUGUCUACUGAGAAUGUUUCUCCUUUCAUUGCAAGCUGUGACUGAUCUUUUGCAGGGAUUAGAUUGCUGUAGCAUUACUCUCUAACUCUGAGUACACUUACAGAACCCAUGCUCUUGUAAUGAAUUUGUUCUGACUUUGUACACGCCUGACUUUAUACUUUUUAAUAUUUGUUUUAAAUCAUAAAAAUGGAGAUUUUCAGCCUCUGUUGUUUCAAUUAAUUGUUUGCUGUUUGCUUGGAAUCCGUACU
Molecule: messenger RNA, 6460 nt
Organism: Mobula hypostoma (lesser devil ray)
Lineage: Eukaryota; Metazoa; Chordata; Chondrichthyes; Myliobatiformes; Myliobatidae
Gene: hip1
Product: huntingtin interacting protein 1
Exons: 31
Coding region: 868-3915 (1015 amino acids)
Biological process (GO): endocytosis; actin filament organization; clathrin coat assembly
Cellular component (GO): presynapse; clathrin-coated vesicle; actin cortical patch
Molecular function (GO): phosphatidylinositol-3,5-bisphosphate binding; actin filament binding; clathrin-cargo adaptor activity
Source: RefSeq, a predicted model, not a curated record